Messenger RNA from Vitis riparia (riverbank grape), 717 nucleotides. RefSeq lists its product as uncharacterized. The transcript has 7 exons. NCBI's taxonomy places the organism in Eukaryota, Viridiplantae, Streptophyta, Magnoliopsida, Vitales, Vitaceae. The record is from RefSeq and is a predicted model, not a curated record. Bases 193 to 558 code for a protein of 121 amino acids.
CUUUCAUUCUCACUUUCUCGGGAAAAAUUGAAGCCACUUCUCUCUUUCAUUCUCUCACUGUGUUUGUUGUUCUAAUUCUUCGCCAAUCAGGUGCAAUCCUUUUCAUAUACAAGCAUGAUCACUUUCUUAAAUCGAUUUUUUUUCCCAGCAUAUUUUGCGGAGAAGUAGUAUUCAAGUUAAUUUUCUCGGAAAAUGAACAACACACGCGCCAUUGUCUACGGAUGUAACUCAUGCUUAACAUUCUUCACAGACCGCUCACAGCUCUGUGCAAAUUUCUCUGAUCAUCAGAAUCCACCUAACGCGAUCGUUCGGCUCUUCGAUACAGCAAGGAAUGUGUACCAAAUAGAAGCAGCAGAGAUUCGAAUUAAUGGUAGUUUUUUACUUGAUCACGAGGGGGAAAACCUUCAGAUGCGAUUGGCCGCUGUUAACUGUGCUGGGUGUCAAACUGAAUGUGGCUGGAAAAUUAAUGCAGCUAAUCCACAUCCUCUAAUCCGACCCGGCCAAUAUUUACUCAAAGCAAGGUCAUUCUUGGAAUCUCAGGCAAGGAGACUUCCAUGACAUACUUUUAAGGUCUACAGAACUCAACGAGAUCCACCGUAUUGCAAACUUUUGUGCUGUGGAAUUCUACUUCCCCUACAAUAAUUGGAUUGCCAAUUUAGAUUGUUUCUCAAUUUUUCUUUCUCCCUCCAAUUUUUUUAUUUUUAUUUUUAUUUUUUA